GAGUGCCUGGUCCAGCCCCAGGCAGAGAAAGCCUCCGGGCAUGCCCUGCUAAAGAAAAUGAAACCACAAAACCAACCCAGACCAAAGCUGAUAAUUGUGCAACUGGGGGAAAGCCCUCUUGAGGAAAUAAGAAUACAGCUUCCUGCUUCCCUGGUCUGCUCAGUGUCACUUCUCUUUUUUCUAAGCUAAGAGCACAUUCAGCCUCCCUGGGCAGGAGUCUCCGAAAGGGCUCUGGGCUGCAGCAAGGAUGUCCAAGGGCAACUUGUUCCUGGCUUGUCUGCUGGUCUUUCUUUACUACUUGGUGCUGUCUGAGGGCACAAGCCCUGGGUUUGUGGGCAGAAUCACAGACAAAGGCCUGGAUUAUGCUGGCCAGGAGGGCGUUGCAGCCUUGCAACAGAAGCUGGCCAGCCUGACUCUGCCCGACGUCUCUGGGUCCGUGAAAGCCAAACCUUUUGGACAUAUCAAAUAUAAAUUCUACAGUUUAAAUGUUCACAGUUUCCAGUUGCCAAGCUCAGCAAUAGCACCAAUCCCAGGCGUGGGCCUCAAGGUCUCCAUCAGCAAUGCCUUUGCUGAACUGAGGGGCAAGUGGCAGGUGAAGAAGAGGUUUUUCAAGGACCAUGGCUCAUUUGACCUGAAGACUGAGGGCAUCUCCAUCUCUGUGGGCUUGAAGCUGGGUAGCGAUGCCGCUGGGAGACCAACGGCCACCACAGCUGAUUGCACUGCUCACAUCUCUAAUGUCAAAGUGCACUUUUCGGGCGGGUUGAGCUGGCUGUACAAUCUCUUCCGCAAAAAAGUUGAAUCAGCCCUCAGAAGGACCAUGGAAGGCCAGGUCUGUGAGGAGGUGACCAGCUCAGUCAGCACCAAGCUGCAGCCUUUUCUGCAGACUCUGCCAGUCACAGCAAAACUUGACAAGGUGGCCGGGAUCGAUUAUUCCCUGGUUGGGCCUCCUGUUGCUACCCAGGAUUCCUUGGACCUGGACCUGAAGGGUGAAUUCUUUUCCCUCGCCCAUCGCUCUGCUGCUCCUUUCCAACCACCUGCACUGGCUUUCCCUGUCGAUCAUGACCGCAUGCUUUAUUUUGGGAUCUCCAGUUACUUCUUCAACACGGCGGGCCUCGUGUACCACAGCGCAGGAGCCCUGACCUUUUCCAUCACCGACGACAUGGUUCCAAAGGAGUUUAAAAUCCGGCUGAACACCACGUCCUUUGGGGCCUUCGUUCCACAGCUGGAAAAGGUGUACCCCAACAUGCUCAUGAAGCUCCAGGUUUCGCCUCCUUCUGCCCCAUCUGUGACUAUUGCGCCUGGAGUCCUCUCGCUGAGUCCGACGGUUGAUAUCCAAGCCUUUGCCAUCCUGCCCAACUCUUCCCUGGCUCCACUCUUUGUGAUUAGUGCGUCAACCACCAUUUCAACCAAAGUUACUGUUAACUCUACCAGGAUCUUUGGCUCCCUGAAGCUUGGCAGGCUGCAGCUGUCCUUGAAGCACUCGGAUGUCGGGCCCUUCUCCGUGCAAUUAAUGCAGGCCCUCAUGAACUACUAUGCUGGAAGCAUCCUUAUCCCUCAAAUUAAUGCACGACUGGCCGAGGGAUUCCCUCUCCCUCUCCUGGACCAUGUGCAGCUCUCCAACACCAUCCUCCAGAUUCACCAAGAUUUCCUGCUGUUUGGAGCAGAUGUUCACUACAGUUAGUGACGAUGAAGAAGACAGAAAGAGAAGAGGAGGAGCCAAGAUGCAGUCUAGAAUGCUGCUCUCCCUUCUGCUGCUUGGUUUUUUUUGGGGGGUAAGGGGUGUUCCAGGAAGGGGCCCCUCAACCUUUCUCCUUACUGGGCAUGCUGUUAUCCUCAUUCCUGUCUUUUCCUGUAUCAGCCGCUACUAGCCACAAUAGCUAAGCAAGAGCUCUGUGUUCAGAGGCUGAUGUCUCAACAAAAAAAAAGUCUACUAAGGACAAAGAACAGGAAAGGGGGCAGGAUAUGGUUACUCUACAAUUCUAUGAUUCUAUGACUUGCUCUCAUUGGAAAGAAAGCACUGGGCUAGAGAGAUGCCGGCUUCACCAAGCAAAGAAGUCUCGCAUUUUCAGAUGAGGAAAAAAGGCAUUUUUUUCAUUAACACUAUAUUAGCAUUGAUCCAUUGCCAGUCCUGCCCCCCAGUUAAUGGAACAGAGCUGGCUUUCUGAGGGGUGGGAGCAACACAAGCGUUGGUGCAAGAAGCAGCUCUGAGCCUCUUUGCAUGUUUGACACAAAACAGAUAUGUGAUCCACACUGCUUUCCGAGGCUUGAAUAAUCAUCAUAAUAUUAAUAAUAAUGUUCGAAAUAGUGGGGCAUUGCUGUGUGGGAAAGAAGAUUGUGCUGAUUGUGUUUGCCACAUCGACCGGACGGUUGCAGAAAGGGCCUGUUAAGUCUUGCAAUGCUAGUCUGGUACAGCAGGGAGCCUUCAGACUCCUCAAAAUAAUAAACAUAUAGCUAUAUGCAUUCUAAAUCUCUAAGCAGUGAGAUUUCGGGGAUGCAGUGCUUUAAUAGGUUUCAUUUCAAUGGAAAGAGGCCACUGUAGAUUUAUUGGCAUUCUGUAAUAUUUACAAAGAUACAGGUUUUGCAUAGGUGGGGUAUGGCAUUAAAACCACUCCAGCAGUUAGUCCUAACCCUGCUGCUUCCCCAUAGGAUCCCCUCAGGGAACAGCUAGAACCCUCAGAUCUUUGAAGAGCCCGACUGUUUUGUCUGCAGCUGUUUUCACAUGUUUUUAAUUACUUGAUUUUAACUGUUUUAUCAAUAAUCUUUUGUAAACCGCCUAGAGGUUUUUCACAAUCAAGAAGCAUAUAUAUGUCAAUAAAUGAAUAAAAUAAA
This is a messenger RNA of Rhineura floridana, 2829 nucleotides long. Its product is annotated as bactericidal permeability-increasing protein-like. The transcript has 15 exons. NCBI's taxonomy places the organism in Eukaryota, Metazoa, Chordata, Lepidosauria, Squamata, Rhineuridae. Bases 248 to 1681 code for a protein of 477 amino acids. The record is from RefSeq and is a predicted model, not a curated record. Gene Ontology annotation, molecular function: lipopolysaccharide binding. Gene Ontology annotation, biological process: innate immune response; defense response to Gram-negative bacterium; lipopolysaccharide-mediated signaling pathway.